Molecule: messenger RNA, 399 nt
Organism: Zingiber officinale
Lineage: Eukaryota; Viridiplantae; Streptophyta; Magnoliopsida; Zingiberales; Zingiberaceae
Product: NKAP family protein-like
Exons: 2
Coding region: 1-399 (132 amino acids)
Biological process (GO): regulation of gene expression
Cellular component (GO): nucleus
Molecular function (GO): chromatin binding
Source: RefSeq, a predicted model, not a curated record
AUGAAUCUGUUUCAGAAGCAGUUACCUGAGGUUGAUGCUGAGGCACUCAAGUUCAAGGAAUUGAUUGAAUGUCAGAAGAACUAUGGUGGCACGCUGAGACCUGGUGAAGGUGAUGCUAUUGCCCAGUAUGUGCAGCAAGGGAAGUGUAUUCCAAGAAGAGGAGAAGUCGGCUUGUCAGCUGAGGAGAUUCAGAAGUCCGAGGACUUAGGUUUUGUCAUGAGUGGUAGCAGGUACCGGAGGAUAAAUGUCAUCCGUAUCAGAAAAGAAAACCAAGUUUACAGUGCUGAAGAUAAGAGGGCACUUUCGAUGAUCAACUAUGAAGAUAAAGCAAAGGGAGAGCAUAAGGUGAUGGCUGAUUUGGAGAGGCUGGUCCAUCGUCACAUUGGAGAUUCAUGGUAG